AUGCAGAUUUAUAUGGAACCCCCCACCACCGUCCCACUCUUCCCCACUCUCUUUGUUCUGAAUGUCUUCAUGAGUGUGCGUCAGGGCGCCCGGCUCCCUCACCUCAACCAACUGCCUGCUGUCACCACAGAGCUGCUGGAGCCGGCCUUGUCCACGGCCCGUUUCCACCUGGGCAUGUUCAUGUCUCAUGACUUGGGCAGAGGCCCCCGGUGGUCCUGCGUUUCAGUUUCCCAUCCAGGAAGGCCAGCGGCUUCCACUGAGACUCUCUGGAGAGCUGGCUCCCGUGUCCAUCCACCGAGCUCUCAGACGGAUGCUGAUCACCAGGGCCGAGGGGGAGCCCAGAAGGACCCCAGGCCCUGGUUUAUAUUAAUAAAAAGUUCUUCCUGGAAUUUUUCUUUCAAUUCUGGCAGAAUAAACAGGCAUUUUAAAGUUUUCCCACUGUCUGAGCCAAGCAGGACCCUGUCCCAGAGCAAGAGAUGUCACCUUCCAUCCCUGACCCCCUGCCUGGGACAAGCCUUGUUGGGGGGCCCCAGCUUCAGGGCUAUGGUGGGAACAGCACCCACAAAUGCCAGCCUCUCCUUUCUUCCCAUCCACCAGUUCACUGCGAGGCCAUUUCUGGUCUUUAUGCAACAGGAAGCCCAUUUCUGGUGGGAUAUACCUUCCAGUGCCACAGGGCCACUGACCCCACGCAUCUCUGCCCUGCCCGUCAGUGCUGGGAUGGACAGCAAGGGUGAGCCCAGUGUCUGGCAGAUAGGUGGGUGGGAACGGAGAGGGGAGAAUGCCAUCCUAAGCCUGUGUUUGGGGACCCCCCACACGGCCUGGGUACUGCCUGGGAAACCUGUCCUACGUAAAACCAUGGGCCUCGCCUCGCCCACCAGCCUGCGAAGCCAGCGUCUCCGUGAAGGUGGAUGGAAGCACCUUUGUCCUCAUUUUGAGCUGCAAGCUGGGUCAGCAGCUCUGAAGCCCUCAAGUGACUUUCUAACCCAAGACCCAGCCCCUAGCAGGAGGAGGGUGGGUGCAGGGCUGGUGGGACAAAAAGAGGCCUCAGCAGGCCUGGCAGACCCUUCCAGUGCGUCCCAAAGCAUGUCAAACAGCUAGGAGGACCUGUGUCAAGCUCAAGCCAUCGUAGGUCCCCAUGAGGUAUCUGAAGCCCGUUCUUGGUGGCGGGAGGCAGAGGCGCUGACGUUCUGGGGAAUGGACCUGAGUCCUCGGCUGGCUCCACGCAGGCCCCUGAAGGGGGAGGACUGUGGCGUGGCCUGGUCCCUCCCUCGAAUGGACCAACGGGAGGACUGUGGCGUGGCCCGGCCCCUCCCUGGAAUGGAGCUCAGCUCUUCGGAGGUGUCAGCACCUGUCACCUCCGUGGUCCCCCUGCCGAGGGAGUGUGGCCCCUGCGAGGUUCGGGGUGACUUUGUUUGCCGGAGUGGCCGGCCCUGCGGAUAUUUGUGA
Molecule: messenger RNA, 1446 nt
Organism: Rhinopithecus roxellana (golden snub-nosed monkey)
Lineage: Eukaryota; Metazoa; Chordata; Mammalia; Primates; Cercopithecidae
Source: RefSeq, a predicted model, not a curated record